Cornus florida is the source of this 2314-nucleotide messenger RNA. RefSeq names its product probable inactive purple acid phosphatase 27. The record is from RefSeq and is a predicted model, not a curated record. Lineage: Eukaryota; Viridiplantae; Streptophyta; Magnoliopsida; Cornales; Cornaceae. Gene Ontology annotation, molecular function: acid phosphatase activity; metal ion binding. Bases 327 to 2183 code for a protein of 618 amino acids. The transcript is spliced from 12 exons.
GUGUUACACUGAAACUGGUUAGGAUUGAGUGAUGAAAAUUGUCCCACAUAUAGUCGAACCGACUUCCAUGAUAUUCUUUUUCUCCGAUCCUCCGCCGAUUCGAACUGUAUUUAUAUAUAAACGUGAUACAUUAUAUUACUAUAUAUACACAAUUUCAAAUACUUAAGAUAUCAUUCAGAAGUCAAACUCGAAUCAUUCUGGGAAUCUUUGCGACUUCAACGCUUAUUAUCUCAGAGCGUCCGCACUCUGUUUCCAUACCAAUACAAGACUCACUAAGCUCUCGAUUUCACAGUCGUCACUGUGAAUCGAAAGCUCAGGAAAAGAAGAUGAGCAAUCCCAAGAUUUUGUGGGUUUUGCUGUUAAUGCUCAUCUUUUUCGAAUUCGAUUCUUCUUUGGGUCAUGUGGGUUCAAUCGGAAUACAACCAUUGUCCCAAAUUGCAAUAGAGAAAACCACUCUUGCUCUCCACAACUCCGCCUCCAUUAAAGCCUUCCCUGUUCUGCUUGGCUUGAAGGGUGAGGAUACUGAAUUGGUUCGUGUGGAUCUUGAGUACCCACAUCCAUCUGAGAAUGAUUGGGUUGGAGUUUUCUCUCCUGCAAAGUUCAACUCAUCAAAUUGUUAUGUAGAGAACGACCCAAAAGAACAGACUCCAUAUAUAUGCUCAGCCCCAAUUAAGUACAAGUAUGCUAAUUACUCCAACUCAAAUUAUAUGAAGACUGGCAAAGGUUCUCUGGAUUUCCAGUUGAUCAAUCAACGGGCAGAUUUCUCGUUUGGAUUAUUUUCAGGCGGUUUGUCCAAUCCAAAAUUGGUGGCAGUUUCAAAUUAUAUAUCAUUUGCAAAUCCUAAAGCACCCCUUUAUCCACGUCUUGCGCAAGGGAAAUCUUGGGAUGAAAUGACAGUAACCUGGACGAGUGGCUAUAACAUAGAUGAAGCCAUUCCUUUUGUUGAGUGGGGUUUGAAGGGAGAUAUUCAAAUGCGCUCACCAGCUGGAACAUUGACAUUUUCUCAAAACACCAUGUGUGGUUCACCUGCGCGGACAGUUGGUUGGCGUGAUCCUGGUUUCAUACAUACCAGUUUCUUAAAGGAUCUAUGGCCAAACUCCAUGUACACUUACAAGAUGGGUCAUCGAUUACCCAAUAAUUCAUAUAUCUGGAGCAAGAUGUAUUCAUUCAAAUCAUCCCCUUAUCCUGGACAGGACACAUUACAGCGUGUUAUAAUAUUUGGCGACAUGGGGAAGGCAGAACGUGAUGGUUCAAAUGAGUAUAGUAAUUAUCAGCCAGGUUCGCUUAAUACAACGGACCAACUCAUCAAGGACCUAAAGAACAUUGACAUAGUUUUCCACAUAGGAGAUAUAACGUAUGCAAAUGGAUACAUCUCGCAGUGGGACCAAUUCACAUCACAGGUGGAGCCCAUUGCUUCAACUGUACCAUAUAUGAUCGCAAGUGGCAAUCAUGAGCGUGAUUGGCCUGGGACAGGAUCCUUCUAUGACACUAUGGAUUCAGGUGGGGAAUGUGGUGUGCUAGCUGAGACCAUGUUCUAUGUUCCUGCGGAGAACAGAGCUAAGUUCUGGUACUCAACAGAUUAUGGCAUGUUUCGCUUCUGCAUAGCAGAUACUGAGCACGAUUGGAGGGAGGGUUCUGAACAGUACAUAUUUAUUGAGAAUUGCCUUGCAUCAGCAGACAGGCAGAAACAGCCUUGGUUGAUUUUUGCUGCUCAUCGGGUCCUUGGGUAUUCUUCUAAUAAAUGGUAUGGACUGGAGGGCUCAUUUGAAGAGCCCAUGGGAAGGGAAAGCUUACAGAGACUCUGGCAGAAAUACAAGGUGGACAUGGCAUUUUAUGGUCACGUCCAUAACUACGAAAGGUCUUGUCCUAUUUACCAGAAUCAGUGUGUGAAUUCAGAAACAUCACACUACUCGGGCACUGUGAAUGGGACAAUCCACGUUGUUGUUGGUGGAGGAGGAAGCCAGUUAUCAGAGUUCAUCCAAGUUAAUACCAGUUGGAGUCUUUACAAAGAUUACGACUACGGAUUUGUCAAGUUGACGGCAUUUAACCACUCAUCUCUUCUCUUCGAGUACAAGAAGAGCAGCAAUGGAAAAGUCUAUGAUACCUUCACUAUCUCAAGGGACUACAGAGAUGUCUUAGCCUGUGUACAUGAUGGUUGUGAAGCAACCACUUUAGCAUCCUGAACUAGUUUGUUUCUGUAAUUUUUCUGGGGAGACCAUUAGUGUUAUUUUUUAUUGAUUAAAGUGGCUUUCCACGAUGCAAUUGUGCUACAAACUAUAGUCAAAAUAAUAGUAUCUUCAUCGUCCUUGCCUAA